GAUCAGCAGAGCUGAGAGUGAGAGGCACUGAGGAGGGAACACACACACUGAGACUGACUCUUAAAAACACACAGAGACACACACACUCAAAGACAAGUGGCCUAUUGUACACACACACACACACAUACAUACACUUAGCUGGACUCUGGACUGACCACUCGAGGAUACAUCCCUCAGGAUUCUGAUUCCCAUCAUGCACCAACGGAGCCUCUCGGAGCUCCAGGGGGUCUCCACCCAGCGGGGGGUCUCCACCCGAAGGACUACUCAGGAUCGAGCCUCGUGGAGCUCCCGGCCGAGGAGGGGGUCCGGGUGUCGGUGCCUCUGCCCGCCGAGGGGAGCUCCUCUCUGGGCAUGGCUCCUGCUGGGGGCCCUGGUGGUUCCUGGAGCCUGGAGCUUUCUGAGCGAGGAGCAGGAGGAGCUGCUGGUGGAGCUUCAUAACUACUACAGAGGACAGGUUUCACCCAGUGCCUCGGCCAUGCUGCCUCUGAGAUGGGACCCGAGCCUGAAGUUGAUCGCAGAGGGUUACGCCGCUAAAUGCAUCUGGAACCACAACCCAGAUCUGGAGGACACUGGAGAGAAUCUGUUCGUCGGCACCGGAACUCUGAACCUCUCAGAGGCUAUGGAGAAAUGGUUUCUGGAACGUCUGGACUAUGACUUCCAAAACAACAGCUGUGAUGAAGACAAGAUGUGUGGACACUAUACACAGAUGGUGUGGGCCGACACACACAGAGUGGGCUGUGCCUUCCAUCUCUGUAACAACAUGGAGGGUCUGGACUGGGAGAGAGCCUCCUUCCUCGUCUGCAACUACUUCCCAGCAGGGAACUAUGAAGACCAGAGGCCGUUUGUUGAAGGUGACUGGUGCUCCAGAUGUCCUGAAAACCUCCAGAAAUGUGAAAACAACCUCUGUGUUUCUGACACGGUGGAGGAAGAGGACGAGGAUGAUGAAGAGGAGGUGGACGAAGAGGAGGAGGCUGUAGUUCCUCCUCCAGUAACAUCCGAUCCCUCCCUCCAGCCUGAGGAGGAAGACGAAGAGGAGGAGAAGGCUGUCCCUCCUCCUGCACCAACUGACUCUCAUGUCCAGCCUGCCACCACCACCACCACCACUACUACUGCCAGUACUCCCAGUAUCACCACCACCACCUCUGCUCAGGAGUCUGAGGACGCCCAACCACAAGCCACACCUGCCCCGGGCACCCAUCCUCCGAAAGUCCCCGAAAAGGUGGAGGAGGAGAAGAAGAAGGAGGAGAAGAGAAAGGAAACAGCAGAUAAGACGGAAGGAAAGGGGGAGAGAGAUGUAACACGAAACAUAUACGAAAAAAAGAAAGUUAGUACUGUCGCUGCUGGUUCAGUAGCAUCACCUUCUAUCCUGUUAGCCUGUCUGACUGGGAUCCUGACUCUGAGGCUGUGAGGAGGAGGAGGAGGAGAAGGAGGAGGAGGAGGAGGAGGAGGA
Messenger RNA from Sebastes umbrosus (honeycomb rockfish), 1450 nucleotides. Its product is annotated as peptidase inhibitor 16-like. Gene Ontology annotation, cellular component: extracellular region. NCBI's taxonomy places the organism in Eukaryota, Metazoa, Chordata, Actinopteri, Perciformes, Sebastidae. The transcript is spliced from 6 exons. The record is from RefSeq and is a predicted model, not a curated record. The coding region runs from base 194 to 1408 and encodes 404 amino acids.